This is a messenger RNA of Funneliformis geosporum, 315 nucleotides long. The record is from the annotation of a GenBank genome assembly. Lineage: Eukaryota; Fungi; Glomeromycota; Glomeromycetes; Glomerales; Glomeraceae.
AAAAUAGUUGCAACGGAGGGUGUUAACAUUUAUUCCAAUGAUAUAGCGGUUAUUCUCAAUACUUAUGGCGUCAAGGCAGCAAGAACAGCUAUUCUAAAGGAGGUUUCGGGUGUUUUGCUGUAUAACGGUAUCGAUACUUUUGAAGGAAAAUACAAACCAUUCAAUAGAAUUGGUUUAGAUACAAGCAUUUCUCCUUUAUUAAAAAUGAGUUUUGAAACUACUUUUCAUGGAGAUACUGAUUUAUUGGAUUCACUAUUAGCAAGAUUAGUAUUGGGUAAAGUUAUUCAAGGUGGAACAGGAUCUUUUGAUGUUAGA